AUGGAGGAAGGCAAAUUGAAUUUCAAUGCACCACUUUUAUCGGUGAGGCGGCUUUCUUCAACACAUUGUUUUUCAGCUGGUGAUAAGCAGAAGAUAGUUGCGAAUUCUUCUUACACAAGGGCACGCAUUCUUCCUUCCAAUAACUCGGAUGUGAGUUUGGUUGAGGUGACAGAGCAUGUUGCAGUUCCUUUUGUAUGGGAGCAAAUCCCUGGGAAAGCAAAAGGUGGCCCACAGCACGAGUUUCAGCCUGAUAAGGAAGCUUCUUUUAUUCCUGAGCCUCCGUCGGGGAGGGUUUCUCAUGUCAUCAAGUAUCCUGUGGAGAGAGACUCUAGAAAUCAAUAUGUGCUCAGGCCCCAACAUUCUAUGAAUGAUGAUGUGUCUGGAUUACAAUGUUCAAACGAGGGAAUGAAUGAGAAAUGCAUAUUGGAGCUGGAGGAUGAGGAUGAUGUUUAUUCUGAUGCACUUGAUACCUUGUCCACAGCGAAGCCAUCUAUGGCUCCUGACCAUCCCCUAGAGGUUAGGGAAGUGGCUUCUGGGUACAGGGAACCUCUUGUUAAUCAAUAUGAGUCGUUUAUCGUUCCGCGUUCCGGUGUUCUGAGAAGAACAAUACGAGGAUUGUUGCCUCGAUUAUGCUUCAUGAACUCAGUGUGCCUCUUUAUUCCCAUCCCGGGAUUAAAAGUUAGGACUCGCUCUUCGAUUUCAUCUAAUUGCGAUGUUGCUAAACCUGGAAAAACUACCUCCAUCAAGUCUGGAAACCAAAUUGUUGAAAAGAAUGGUUGGGAUGUUUGUAACAACAAAUCAGAUAGUAGAGUUCAAUCCUUCAGGCUGCCAGAGAACAAAUCAGAUAAUGAAGCUCAAAUGCGCAGGCUCCUGGAAGACAAAUCAGAGAGUGAAGUUGAAUCCCACAGGCUCCCUGAGAUUGGUGGAAAGGUGUCAUGUAGAUCGAGUCGGUUUAGCAGCGCGAAUGACCUGCAGAUGGUAACUUGGUUGCCCCUGAAAAGGCCUACAGGCAAUGCUCGCAUUCCUCCUUAUCGUCGAGAGAAACCUCAAUCUCCGUUCAGUGGAGAGGGGUUUCUUGGAAUGCCUAAACAAGCUGAGAAAUUCAAAGCAAAUAUGUUAGUUAAGAAUUCCAAUAGCACUAAAUACUCAAAGGAAUUAGUACCAUAUCAGAACAAUCAACAAGGUUCAGAUUCUCUGAGCCUUGCAGUUGAGAAAACACUUUAUGUAGAUACCGUAAAAAUUAGUAGUUCAAUUUCCAAUUCCUCAGAUACCAUAGUAACGAAUAGAAUGCUGGAAGAACCUGCUAGUGUAGGAUCUUCUCUUCAAGACAUACAAGGCCUCGAUCUUUUAGACAGAAAGGGCAUAUGA
This is a messenger RNA of Hibiscus syriacus, 1368 nucleotides long. RefSeq lists its product as uncharacterized. The record is from RefSeq and is a predicted model, not a curated record. The coding region runs from base 1 to 1368 and encodes 455 amino acids. NCBI's taxonomy places the organism in Eukaryota, Viridiplantae, Streptophyta, Magnoliopsida, Malvales, Malvaceae. The transcript is spliced from 2 exons.